UAUUCAUCAUGUGCCGUCGACUUUCAAGGUUGCUGGGACUCGUAAUAUUUAUUAUAUCAGCACACGUGCAUGAUUCUCUCGCAAAACAUUAUCACAUAAAAUUGAGGCACGGAAGGCAUCGCCGACAACAUGGCGAAAGUUAUCUGCCUAGCAGCUUUAUAUCAGAUCCAGAUGAGCCUGAGAGAGGCAAUUGGGGACCAUGGUCGACACCCAGUUCCUGUUCGCGUUCCUGCGGUGGCGGAAUUGCCUAUCAAACUAGACAAUGUCUCGAUAUCGAUGACAGUGGUCGUGACAAGUGUACUGGUGCAUCCAGGAGAUUUUUCUCAUGUAACAUUCAAGAAUGUCUUGGCGAAUCGAAAGAUUUUCGUGCGGAACAGUGUGCGGAGUUUAACAGUGUACCCUUCGAAGGAAUUUAUUACGAUUGGAUUCCGUACAUCGGAAGUCCGAAUAAAUGCGAACUAAAUUGCAUGCCACGAGGCGAGCGAUUUUUCUACAGACAUAAAGUCGCUGUGAUCGAUGGCACUCCUUGUGAAUCUGAAAAGAACGAUGUUUGCGUCGAAGGCAAAUGCAUGCAUGUCGGAUGUGAUAUGAUGUUGGGCAGUGAUGCUAAAGAAGAUGCGUGUAGAGAAUGCGGUGGCGAUGGCUCAGAUUGCAAUACCGUUACUGGCUUAUUUGACACGGACGAUCUUCAAGUGGGAUAUAUCGAUAUUUUACUUAUUCCCGAAGGUGCUACAAAUAUUAUUAUUAAAGAAAAUUAUCCAUCCAACAAUUAUUUAGCUAUACGCAACACAACCGGACAUUACUAUUUAAAUGGCAAUUGGAGAAUAGAUUUUCCACGCAGUUUACGCUUUUCUGGUACAAUCUUUCAUUAUGCUAGAGACCCUCAGGGAUUUGCAGCACCCGAUACCAUUACGGCUCUGGGACCUACCAAUGAACCAAUUUAUAUUGUGUUGUUGUACCAAGAUCGUAAUGUGGGAGUGCAUUACGAAUACAGCAUACCCAAGAAGUUUUCGGCGCGUACCGAUCCAGAUAGUUAUACUUGGGUAACCGAUGAAUUCUCAAGUUGCAGUGUUAAUUGCGGUGGAGGUUACCAAUCGAGACGGGUGGCUUGUGUACGAAGGCGUGACAAUCAGCCAGUGGAUGAGAAUCUAUGCGAUCCGCAGUUGGAACCGACUGACACUCAAAGUUGUAGCGAAGAACCAUGUCCACCUAUUUGGGUGGAAGGUUCAUGGUCAACUUGUACCAAACUUUGCGGCGAAGGAGGCGAGCAGACUAGAGAGAUCAAAUGCGAACAGAUCAUCUCAGGUGGAAUAGCUUCCGUGGUGGAUGAUUCUCAAUGUUUAGAAAAAGUGGGACCAAAAGGACUUACGAAACAAGAAUGCAACAAAAAUGUAGAUUGUCCGCAGUGGCAUGAAGGGCCCUGGAAGCCCUGCGAUCAUAUAUGCGGACCUGGUAAGCAAACGAGAACAGUUACGUGUUACAAGAAGGUCGAUGGCAAGAUUCAAGUGUUAGAAAAUGAAGCAUGUGAAGAGGAAAUGCCCGAAAAUGAAAAAGUUUGCGAGCUGAGACCUUGCGCUGGUCUUGAUUGGGUUAUCUCGGAAUGGAGCGGAUGCGAGGAGAAAUGUGAUCUCAUCAAAGAAACCAGAACGGCUCAUUGCGCUACUCAAGAUGGUACAAUUUAUCCAGAUAAUUUGUGUGAUGAAGACAAGAAGCCAGAAUUGGAAAGAAAUUGUGACAAAGUUAAGAAUUGCGAUUUUCAGUGGUUCACCUCGCAAUGGAGCGAAUGUUCGGCAAAAUGUGGACACGGCGUUCAAACGCGCAAAGUGUUCUGUGGCACUUUUAGCAACGACAUUGUGAAGAAAGUUUUGGAUGAGAAUUGCGACCCCAAAAAAAAAUUUGAAAAUAUUAAAAAUUGCACCGCUGAAGAACUAUGUAAAGGCGAAUGGUUCGCAGGGCCUUGGAGCAAGUGUUCAAAGCCAUGUGAUGGUGGCGAUAUGACUCGUAAAGUAAUUUGCAUGAAGAAUAACAAAACCGUACCUGUGAAUCAGUGUAAUGCUGACAACAUUAUAUUCUCUACCGAAAGAUGCAAUGACCAAUCUUGUGAAAGAGGCGUGACGCCAAUCGACGAGGAGCCAGAUGAAAAAACGAUAGAUUCGAAGGAGGAAGAAUGUGAGGAGGAAGAGGAAGAAGAACAUGCUAUUGAAUUCGGUCUUCCUGCGGGAAAAGUGACAAUAGGCAAACUAAUAGAGCAAACAGAGGCUACAACUACGAAUUUAUUCUUUACCGGAAGUGAUACUUACGAUACUAUGUUUAGUGAUUCUACGAGAGGCGAUAUAUCACUUUCCGAAUUAGGUAGCGGUGAAGGUAGCGGUGACGGUAAUUUUACCAUGUUUGAUACUAGCUUGUUCACCGGCAGCACAGUCGACAUUGAUUCUACCGUUGUCGAAGAGAGCGAAAGUUCAAUUAGUGGAAUUACGACGGAAGACAAAACCGGCACAACCGAAUUCGGAACAGACAUAAAUGAAUCAUCAGACAUCACUGAAGGAAUUGACGUAACACUCGAAGGAUCCGGUAUCAGCUUCGAAGGAUCUGGUGCAUUCACAGACGAAUUUGUAAAAGAAACUCAAGUCUCAGUAUCGGAAUUCGACAGAACAACAGAACAAUCAACAGAUUAUUCCGUUACCAUCACCAGCGAAUUGGCUAGCAAUGUAGAUAUCGAAUCAACUGUUAGUAAAAAUUUAGAAACAACAAUCGAAUCCAGUAGUAUGACAACUGAUUCAGACGACGUAACAAGCAAUGCAAACAAAUCUGUUGAUACCGAUGUCACUAUCACUUCAACAGAAACAACUGAAUCUACUGAAACAGCUACAACAGCUACAGCAACUGAAACGACCGAUUCGACUGACAGUCAAACAACACCAACUACUGAAUCUACAGAUACGACCGAGUCUACGCAAUCUCCAUCAAAUACAUUUUCAGAAUUAUCUUCAUCAGAAACGGAGAUUACAACAACAGAGAAAAUAGAAACGACUGCAAGCGAAAUUAUCACAUCUGAAACAGUGAUGACAUCAACAAUGGUUUCUCAACAAACAACAGAAUUGAAAGUACAAGGAGAGUAUGAUUUCGGUUCGGAGGAACAGAGUACUGACACUAUAACUACUGCAUCGAGUCAAAUAGAUGAGAGUUACACUACGACAGUUAUCAGUACAGAAAACACUAUUGUUUCUGAGAUGAGUCCAUCUGGGGAGACUGAAACAACUGGUAGCAAAAUAACUGAAUCGGGAGAAACAACUGAGUCCAGCAUUAGCAUGGAAUCAGUUGAGAUAACAGAACCCGGACUAACGACUAAAUCUAGCGAUGUUACGACCUCAAGCGCAAUUGUCGAAUCGGGCGCAACAGAAUCUAGUGAGGCUACCAUCACGGUUUCUACGGAAAUGGAAGUUACAGAAACUACCGAGUCAACCAUGAUGACUAAAUCAAGUGAGACGACUGAAUCGUUAAUGACAACAUCAUCUUUUGAAGGAACAACAGUAUCUGGUGAAAUCAUUGUAACGGAAAUUAUGUCCUCCACAAUUAGUGAAGAAAUCGAUCUUACCGAAAAGACUCAUAUCACAGAAGUAUGGACAACCAGCUUCCCAGAAACAACGGCACACAAACGGCAAUGUAAACCAAAGAAGAGUUGCAAGAAAACACUGUUCGGAUGUUGCUAUGACAAUAUCACUGCUGCUCAGGGGCCAUUUGGUUAUGGUUGUCCGAUGCCGCAAACAUGCAAUGACACACGAUAUGGUUGCUGUUCCGAUGGCGUGUCACCAGCCAUUGGUCUCAAGAGCAAGGGUUGCCCAGACUCUCGAUGUAAUGAAUCACUUUUUGGUUGUUGUCCCGAUGGUGUUACUACAGCGCAAGGCAACGAUUAUGAAGGAUGUAAGAAACCAUGUAAAGAAACAGAAUUUGGAUGUUGUCCAGAUAACGAAACUGCAGCUAGUGGAAAGAAUUAUUUGGGAUGUUGUAAUGUAACUGAAUUUGGUUGUUGCCCAGGUGAUAUUAAAGCCGCUUCUGGUCCUAACAGCGAAGGUUGCAAAGAAGAAGUCACUUCUGAAACGGAGGUAUAUGAAAUAACAACACAAUCUAUUUUACCCGAAGAUUGUGCAAAUACCACUUACGGUUGCUGUCCUGAUGGUAUUACCAUUGCAACUGGUGUCAACUUUGAGGGUUGCGGUGUCAUUAAUACCGAAAAUUGUAACGCGUCCUACUUUGGAUGUUGUCCUGACGGAGUUUCCGCGGCUCUCGGACCAGACAACUAUGGCUGUCGCAUGCCUUGUCAGGACAGUGUUUAUGGAUGCUGCGAGGAUGAAAUAACGCCGGCACAUGGACCGAACAAUGAAGGUUGCUGUUUAUCAACACCAUACAAGUGCUGUCCAGAUAACAGCCUGCCAGCUCGUGGGCCAAACUUCUACGGCUGUGGCUGCCAAUAUACGAGAUUCGGUUGUUGCCCGGAUAAUUCAACGGUAGCGCGCGGACUAAACAACGAAGGUUGUGGCUGUAUACAUACACUUUAUGGUUGUUGCCCGAAUCGAUUUACUCCCGCUAGUGGACCUAAUUUUGGAGGAUGCCCGUGUUACACUUACCAAUUUGGAUGUUGUCCCGACGGUAUUGCUAUCGCUAAGGGCUCUCAUGGUCAAGGUUGUGGAUGCGAGAAUACAAAAUAUAAAUGUUGUUCAGAUGGAAGAACACCAGCUAAAGGACCAAAUUUUGCGGGAUGUACCUGCGACGCAUCGCAAUAUGGAUGCUGCCCAGACGGAAUUGAGGAAGCUCAAGGGGAGAACUUUGAAGGUUGUAUCACAGUACCUUCGAUGCCCGGUGCAACAUGUGGAUUGAAGAAAGACAGAGGUUCUUGUCGAGAUUUUACAGUCAAGUGGUUCUAUGAUACCGACUAUGGUGGUUGUUCAAGGUUUUGGUACGGAGGCUGCGAAGGUAACGAAAAUCGGUUCAAAACACAGGAAGAAUGCAAAGAAGUUUGCGUUCAACCGAAAGGAAAAGCUGCUUGCUUUCUGCCAAAAAUCGCUGGUCCUUGCGAAGGAUAUCAUCCAACGUGGUAUUAUGAUGCCGGUAGAAAGCAAUGCGGUCAAUUCGUUUAUGGUGGUUGCCUCGGUAAUGCUAACAAGUUUAAAACAAGAGAAGAGUGCGAAGAACUUUGCAUCACACUGAACGACAUCGAUCCUUGCGAUCAGCCGAAAGAAGCAGGUCCUUGCGUAGGCAAUUUUACAAAAUGGUACUUCAACCGAGAAUCGCAGACUUGUGAACAAUUCGUAUAUGGUGGUUGCAAAGCGAAUGACAACAACUUUCCGACAGAAAUCGCUUGCCAUCAACAAUGCCUACAGCCAGGUAGAAGAAAAGUAAAACUGUCUGAUGUAUGCACCUUGAAGAGAGAUCCCGGACCCUGUCCGGGUUCGGCAUUACGCUGGUAUUACGAUAUCGAACGUGUCACUUGUAGCCAAUUUGUUUAUGGUGGUUGUAAAGGCAAUGCCAAUAGAUUCCGUACUAUUGCUGCCUGCCAGCAACGUUGUCCUUCACAAGAUAUUUGCACGUUGCCGCGGGCGGAGGGCACAUGCAUGGAGAAGCAAUCUCGAUGGUAUUUUGAUCAAUCAGAGAAUCGCUGCAUGCCAUUCUAUUACACUGGCUGUAAUGGCAAUAAAAAUAAUUUUGAAUCUAGAGACGCAUGUGAGUCUGAUUGUCCGUCUAAAAUUGAGCAAGAUAUCUGCCUGUUACCCGCUCUUCUGGGAGAAUGCCAUAACUAUACUCAACGAUGGUACUACGACUCCUAUGAGCAACACUGUCGACAAUUCUAUUACGGUGGAUGCGGCGGGAAUGAGAAUAAUUUCGUAACCGAACAUGACUGUAUUAAUAGGUGUGUAGCGAUUAUCACCACUCCGCCUCCAUCAGGACAAGUCGAAUUCCAACUAGAAUUCUGCUUCUUAUUCGACGAACACGGUCCUUGCUCUGAAAAUCAAGUAAAAUGGUUUUACGAUAGUCGUGAUGGUGUUUGUAAACAAUUCCGAUACGGCGGCUGCCAGAGUAACGGUAACAAUUUCAACACUCGUGAAGAAUGCGAAUAUCGCUGCGGAGAAGUUCAAGAUCCUUGCAUUCUACCAGAAGUGAUCGGUCCUUGUGACGGUUUCGUAAAGCAAUUCUAUUAUGAUAAGCGCACUGAUUCUUGCUACGAGUUCGAGUAUAGCGGCUGUCAAGGCAAUAAAAAUCGCUUUCAGGAUAGGGAAUCUUGCGAGAAAAAAUGUAAACGAGAAACGGCUGCCGUUAUACCGGAGAUUACUCGAACAUUAGCUACGAUAACUCCGCCGACUGGAGAACCAAAGAGUAUGAUUUGCUUGGCGCCAGUCGAUUCUGGCGAUUGUAGUGACAGUAUUACCGCGUAUUACUACGAUGCCCAACAUCAGAUAUGUCAGGCGUUCAUUUAUGGCGGAUGUAAUGGUAAUGCUAAUAGAUUUCAAACCGAAGAACAAUGCGAGCGACUCUGCGGAAGAUUUUACAAACAAGAUAUGUGUAAUCUCGCUGUGGACUCUGGACCAUGCAGAGGUGCUUUCCGCAAAUAUUAUUAUGAACCAGGUUUACGUGCCUGUCGUGAAUUCAUUUACGGUGGAUGCGACGGCAACGCUAACAGGUUCAGUACAAUUUCUGAAUGCGAGUCUAUUUGCAUACAUCAUGAAGAGCCUGUACCUCCCGGAAAUGAUACCAGUAUUUUAAAUUUAUCGAUCUGUAAAGAACCAGUUGAUAGUGGAUCUUGCACGUCCGGUGCCACAAAGCGAUUCUAUUUCGAUGAGGAACGCCAAACGUGCCGGGCGUUUAUUUAUACCGGAUGUGGUGGCAAUCGCAACAGAUUCAAAACAUUCGAAUCUUGCAUUAACACUUGCCUUAGGACGAGUAACGAAAUUGAUGUGGAUUCGAAGGAUACGAAAGAUCAAUGUGCGGAGGCCAAGGAAGAGUGUAAUAUUAUCCGUUGUCCGUACGGUAAGGAACAAUACGUGGAUUCGCAGGAUUGCGAACGCUGUCGUUGUGUUGAUCCUUGUAGAACAAAGAUCUGUCCUGAAAGUACUAGGUGCGCCAUUACGCUAUUCGCUACGCAAGAUGGCACAGAAUACAAAGGCGUUUGUCAAUCGAUUGUUAAACCCGGUCGUUGCCCAAAAGUAUCCAAUAGCACAAGAUGUGAACAAGAAUGCGUCACGGAUGCGGACUGUCCUGGAGAAUGGAAAUGCUGUAACAGUGGUUGUGGCACGUCCUGUCUGGAACCCGUACUAGAAGAACUUUUGACAACAACAUCACGGUCUACUGUUAUCCCGCCACAAUAUGGUGAAGCUGCGAUGAUUCAACAAUCCGAAGAACCUCAUGUCAGCGCACAAGAAGGUGGUUAUGUUACAUUGAAAUGCGUGGCACUAGGAACUCCCAGACCAAUUAUCACAUGGAGAAAGGAUACUACAUUGAUUGGACCUUCAGAGAAAAGACGACGUAUACUACUUAAUGGAUCUCUCCAGAUUAUUAAUUUAUAUACUUACGAUAGAGGCAUUUAUGUGUGUACCGCUGAUAAUGGUUUAGGACCACCGGUAAGGGCGGAGUAUCAAUUAGACGUCACAGAACCAAGUGAACUUCCCGUCGCUAUUAUCGGAGAGCCCGAUACUCGUAUAACGGUGACGAUGAACUCGCCAAUAACUCUGCAUUGUUAUGCCAUGGGAUGGCCAAGGCCAUUUGUCACUUGGUGGCGUGGCGAUCAAAUGUUACCUCUAUUUUCGGACAAUUACGAGCAAGACACCGAUUAUACUCUUUUGAUACGCUCGGUAACUCUAACCAGCCUCGGUGUUUACACUUGUCAGGCGUUUAAUGGCAUCGGCACACCGGCCUCUUGGUCGACGACCUUGCAAGCAAUCGGACCUGUCUACAAUGUUAAAUCUGAACAUGAAGAGUACACCAAAUAUCUUGUCCAACCACCGAAGAGACCCACUACUGAAAAACCACAGUAUCCUUACAGACCUACCAGAACGCAAUCUCCGGAACAUCAAACUUAUGCUCCCGUCUAUUCCUCGAAACCACCUCACAUCCCUCGUGUCGUUCCUCUUGAAAUCACUACCACUGAGCCCGGUAACGCUAAGUUCAAAGUGCCGGUCAAAGUCAAUGUUUCGGCAGGACAAUCACAAUUCCCUGAAGGCAGUGAUAUAAGCAUCGCUUGCAUCGUCGACGGUUAUCCGAUUCCACGUGUACUUUGGUAUAAGGACGAUGAACUUAUUCGAACCAGUAAUCGAAUAAAGAUAUCUGAACUCAAUCGACUUAUCAUUAGCGAUGCAAAUCGGGAGGACUCUGGCCGAUAUCGAUGCGAAGCGGCCAAUGAAUUCUCUUCGAAUUCUGAUAAUGUUGAUAUACGAGUAGCUGGUAUCUUUAUUCAUCCCCAUUGCCAGGAUAACACGUUUUUCGCCAACUGUGAACUUAUUGUUGCAGCCAAGUAUUGUACACACAAGUACUAUGCAAAGUUUUGCUGCCGAUCGUGCACAGAGGCCGGCCAGUUACCAGCGAGAGGACCUCAUAUCGAUAAUUCGAGAAGAAGAAGAAAGAGAUUUAUUCCGCAAAUGCUUGUAUAAGAUACCAAAUUGACUUUUCGAUAUUUCCGACACACGUGAUAGCACACGUAGGUGAAUGCUAAAUAUCGAUUCUGGAUCGUAG
Messenger RNA from Cyphomyrmex costatus, 8718 nucleotides. RefSeq names its product proteoglycan-like sulfated glycoprotein papilin (gene Ppn). Gene Ontology annotation, biological process: proteolysis; extracellular matrix organization. The transcript has 40 exons. The coding region runs from base 9 to 8636 and encodes 2875 amino acids. Gene Ontology annotation, molecular function: metalloendopeptidase activity; serine-type endopeptidase inhibitor activity. Lineage: Eukaryota; Metazoa; Arthropoda; Insecta; Hymenoptera; Formicidae. Gene Ontology annotation, cellular component: extracellular matrix; extracellular region. The record is from RefSeq and is a predicted model, not a curated record.